Acaulospora colombiana is the source of this 1115-nucleotide messenger RNA. The record is from the annotation of a GenBank genome assembly. Lineage: Eukaryota; Fungi; Glomeromycota; Glomeromycetes; Diversisporales; Acaulosporaceae.
CGGGAAGCCCGUCAAAAUCACUGGAAUUCGUUCGUCGGAUAAAGACCCAGGUUUGCGAGAUAACGAAUGGUUCUGUUAUUGAGAUAUCCCACACCGGGACCGCCAUUCUGCUCAAGCCAGGAGUUUUGACUGGGGGACCCGUCACCCAUGAUUGUCCUCUUUCUCGCUCUAUCGGAUACUUCUUGGAGCCAAUAAUAGCUGUGGCACCGUUUAGCAAGAAACCAUUGAUGCUUACUUUGCGCGGCAUCACCACCGAUGACAAGGACCUCAGUGUGGAUAUCAUUCGGACAGUCACUCUCCCGCAUUUGACAAUGUUUGGAGUUGAAGAUGGUGUGGAACUCAAGAUUCGGAAACGUGGAGCACCUCCAGGUGGAGGAGGAGAGGUACAAUUUAUCUCACCCGUUGUCAGGACAGUAAAGACCUUGAACUUUGUCAAUGCUGGGCGAGUAAAAAGAAUACGCGGCAUAGCGCAUGCUGUCCGUAUAUCGCCCCAGUUCUCAAAUCGAAUGAUCGAGGCAUCUCGCUCGGUGUUGAACCGAUACAUCCCGGAUAUAUACAUUCACUCUGAUGUCUACAAAGGCGAAGAAUCCGGGAAAUCACCUGGAUAUGCUCUCAGUCUCCUAGCCGAGACCACCGAAGGAGCGCUAUUCUGUGCAGAGGCGGUAUCGACACCGAGGUCUGACCCUCAUCAGGCAAAACCAGGAAAAGCCAAGCGUGACAAGAUCUUUGGUGAGGACCCUGAAGAGGGACCAUUGCCAACGACCCCGGAGGACGUGGCGUUGGCUGCCUCUCGCUCUCUCCUGCUAGAAAUUCAAAAAGGUGGAUGUGUGGAUCGGAAGCACCAAUGGCUGAUUUUGCUAUAUAUGGCCCUAGGGAGUGAGGACGUUGGACGAGUAAAGAUGGGGCCACUAAGCCCCCGAAGGCAAGUAGAAAGGAACCCAUUCCCGAACUAUUCGCUUACUGAUACCACUAGUAUCCAAUUUUUGCGAGAUCUCAAAGACACCUUUGGUACUUCGUUCAAGAUUAAUCCGGUGGACGAAGCUAAUGCACAGUCCGAGCUUUUGCUAUCGUGUUAUGGUACCGGUUUUAUCAACGUAAACAGAGGCCUCGCAUAA